UAAUCUAAGAAUGGGUUCAAUUAAUGAAGCAACAAAGCCUCAUGCUGUUCUUCUCCCUUAUCCAUCACAAGGACAUGUUACACCCAUGAUGUCACUAGCAAAACUUCUUCAUUCAAGAGGCUUUCAUAUAACAUUUGUGAACACUGAAUUCAACCACAAACGUCUAAUUCAAUCCAAAGGUGUUGAUUCAAUGAAAGGUUUGCCUGAUUUCAAAUUCGCGACCAUCCCAGAUGGAAUGCCACCAUCAGAUGAGAACGCGACUCAGGAUAUAACAUUGCUUUGUGAUACGACUCGAAAGACCUGUUUAGUUCCGUUUAAAAAGCUUCUUACUAAGCUCAAUUCUGGUGUACCACCAGUUAGCUGUGUAAUUUCAGAUGGAGUUAUGACGUUUGGCAUUAAGGCUGCUCAAGAUCUGGGCAUUCCGGAUGUUACUUUCUGGACUGCUUCUGUUUGUGCCUUCGUUGGAUAUUUGCAUUAUCGUCAACUUAUCAAACGAGGAAUUUUCCCAUUCAAAAAUGAUAACUACCUCAUAGAUGGCACUCUUGACACACCAAUAGAUUGGAUUCCUGGCAUGAAGGAUGUUAAACUCAAAGAUCUUCCCAGCUUCCUUAGAACUACUGAUCCUAAUGAUAUAAUGUUCGAUUUCAUGGGAGAGGAAGCUCAAAAUUGCCUCAAAGCAUCUGCCAUAAUGUUCAACACAUUUGAGGAAUUCGAGCACGAAUUGUUACAAACUAUAGUCUCAAAUUUCAAUUUCUCUAAUAUUUACUCGAUAGGGCCACUCGGACCCUUGCUGAGAAAACAUGUCCCUCAUCAUAGCCAAGUUCUAUCGCUCAACUCAAGCUUAUGGAAACCGGACACUACAAUCUUUGAAUGGUUAGAUAACAGAGAAAUUGACUCUGUUUUGUAUGUUAACUAUGGAAGUGUGACAACAAUGACCAAUGAUCAUUUCUUGGAAUUCGCGUGGGGUCUUGCCAAUAGCAAGCAACAAUUUUUAUGGAUAAUUCGUCAAGAUAUUAUCAAGGGUGAGUCAGCCACAUUGUCGGAGGAAUUUCUUGAGGAGAUUAAGGAUAGGGGUAUAUUGGUGAAUUGGUGUGCACAAGAACAAGUGCUACGCCACCCGGCUGUGGGUGCAUUCUUGACUCAUUGUGGAUGGAACUCAAUGAUGGAAACCAUAUCUGAAGGUGUAUCGGUCAUUUGUUGGCCUUUCUUCUCUGAUCAACAAACGAAUUGCCACUACUCGUGUGAAAAAUGGGGGAUCGGGAUGGAAAUUAAUCAUGAUGUGAAACGAGAAGAAGUGGUGAAACUCGUGAGUGAGAUGAUGGAAGGGGAAAAGGGGAAGGAGAUGAGGUCCAAGGCCAGAGAAUGGAAGAUGAAAGCUGAAGAAGCCACUGAUGUUGGAGGAUCAUCUUUCCAAGGAUUUCUCAAGUUAGUUAAAGCAAUGUUGUGA
Molecule: messenger RNA, 1447 nt
Organism: Solanum stenotomum
Lineage: Eukaryota; Viridiplantae; Streptophyta; Magnoliopsida; Solanales; Solanaceae
Product: linamarin synthase 2-like
Exons: 2
Coding region: 11-1447 (478 amino acids)
Molecular function (GO): UDP-glycosyltransferase activity
Source: RefSeq, a predicted model, not a curated record